CGCGUGCGCAAAUGCGCUUGUUUUAUCCUUAACGCACAGCUAAGUAUAAUAAACAUUUCUCAAAGGUAUUUUUCCAAAAUUUUGGAAUACGCAUGACUAUCGUUUAAUUAACACAAAAGGAACACACGAAACAAAAUUUGUCUUCUUGUCUCAGGAUUUCUCCGGCUUUUACGGGCUGGGUUGUGUACAAAACGAGUGCACUGCAGCCAUCGACCCAACCCUCAGCGCAUAAUCGAGCAAAGGCGAACGCAAAGACGACUGCCAAACGCCCUCUUCAAUUUUUACGACGAUUAACCGCAUUUAGCCGUCAUCGGUGGGACAUACAGGGCUAUGAUGGAGAGAUGGCGACAGGCAGCUCUGCUGUCUUUGUUCAUCAUAUGUCUAUUAAACACGGACUCCACAUGGGCUAGAAGAGGAGGCGGCAGCAGCAGCAGUAGCGGCGGCCGGAGGACUUCAAGCUCUUGGGGUAGCCGCGGCUCCCAAUCCAAACCGUCCAGCUCAAAUCCAGGAAGCACUUCCAGUCGGAACUCCAAUCCAUACCCCUCGGGUGGAAAUUACCCUGGAACAGGAAAUAGAAACCCGUCAAGUUACCCAGGGGGUGGGAGUUACCCCAACCACAGUCCUGGGCGAACCAAUCCCGGUGGAUAUCCAGCCGGUGGUAGUUAUCCAAACCAGAACCCCGCAGGACGUAAUCCGGCCGCUGGUGGGUACCCAGCCGGUGGUAGUUAUCCAAACCAGAACCCCGCAGGACGUAAUCCGGCCGCUGGUGGGUACCCAGCCGGUGGUAGUUAUCCAAACCAGAACCCCGCAGGACGUAAUCCGGCCGCUGGUGGGUACCCAGCCGGUGGUAGUUAUCCAAACCAGAACCCCGCAGGCCGUAAUCCGGCCGCUGGUGGGUACCCCAACCAGAACCCUGCUGGUGGUUAUCCAAACCAGAAUCCUGCAGGUGGCUACCCAGCCGCAGGUGGAUACCCCAAUCAAAACCCUGGAAGGGGCAAUUAUCCAGCAGGAGGCGGUUAUCCCAACCAGAAUCCAGGUAGAGGAUACCCUAACCAGUACCCAGGGGCUGGAGGUUACCCUAACCAGAAUCCUGGAAGGAAUUAUCCAAAUCAGUACCCGGCUGCUGGAGGAGGGGGCUACCCGAACAGGGGUGGCUACCCAGCUGGAGGGAGCUACCCAGGUGGGGGAAGUUACCCUGCCGGAGGAGGCUAUCCUAACAGGGGCGGCUACCCUAACCAGUAUCCGGCCGCAGGUGGUUACCCAGGGCGGGGCGGAUCAUUCGGCUACCCCCAAGGAAACCCGAAUAAUAAGAUCAUGAGUCCCCACAUUGGCGGAGGCGCUUAUGGAUACGGCGGGUACGGAAUGGGAGGGUCCCCAUUCUCCCGUUCUGUGCAGAGUAUGGGUUACAAACCAAAAUCUUCAGGGUUCGCCAAGAAGGCCAUCGUGGCGGCCGGCGUGGGCGCCGUGGCCGGGAUGGCGGUGGGAUACGGACUGGGACGCUUCCCCCGACCGCACUUCUCUUUCCACAACCCUCAGGAAGAGUACUACUACAACAACUACAUGUACCGUCGCUACGGCUCGCGCUCCACCGACGAAAAGGACUUCGGUCGCGACUACGUCUACAAGCCCCCGCCGAGAGCCGAGACCUACGACGCCUUCAUGGCCAAAUGUAUGAAUAGAACGGAUCUUCUCAAGGAGCAGAAGAACAACUCCUCUGGGGGCAUCCAGGAGGUAGAAGACGACACGGUUAGCAUCGAGGAGAUUGGUUACCCGUCCCUGAUAGAGCAGGUGAAGGCGCGUCGCUGCGUGGAAAACUACAUGGUCUACUCCGAGCGCUUCCUGGAGGAGCGCAAGGCCGAGCCUCAGGUCCAGCCGGGUCGCAGUGGCCCGCCGAGCUACGGGGUGGCGCAGCUUGGCACCUCGCUCAUCAUAAUGCUGUCUAGCAUGCUCCUGCUUCAGUAAGGACUAAUAAGCUCUCUAUUAUAGGUGCACGUCUUUGUACGAGUAAUGCUGAUCCGUUGUAUCCUAUUCCCUUAGCAACGAAUGAAUGAAAUUUGCACUGUCUGGCUCAUAUUUAGUCAAGCAUUAUUUACACUACUCACUAGAAGUUAGCCAUUGAUGAUGAUAGAUGAACCAGAGUUGCUCUAAAAAUGACAUACAAUAACUCCCAAAUUACAACUUAAGACACUCAAACUAAAGAAACAGCGCCCUAUAAUGUUAUUUCUAGGGCUGGACAAUGAUUACAAAUUUUAAUUGUGAUUAAUCGCUUGAGAUUCUUGUGUUUAACUGAGAUUAACUGUACUGGUAUAGACAGAAACCAACAAUUAAGUUGGCAUGAUCUUGUAGUGCUACUUAUAGCAAGGUAGCAUAUAUAGCAGUAUAAACAGUACAGGUAGUCCCCGGGUUACGAACGAGUUCCGUUCCUACACUGGUGACCUAACCCAAAUUUUUGCGUAAGUCAGACGUAACCCUUCAGAAAUUGAAAUAACUAUCUAAAAAUUCCAAAAGUGUUGUAUUUUGUUUAAUGGUGGAGGGUACAUUGCCCUCUGGUAGCAGCGUUGGGCCUGGCUGGACUCUCAUUCAAAAAUGUUUCCAUACAUGAGCACUCAGGCGUCUCACAUGGAUAAAGGACAGCUGCGCUCUGGUUUGGCCCACAUAAGGCUGUAAGUUGCCUCAGCUAAUAUAUGUUAGUGUAUGCAUUUGUAAUGAAGUUUAGAGCUACAGUUUGUGUGAGCGAUCUGCUAUGAUAAUUGUAAAUGCGUUAGCAUUCGCAGCAUUUAAGCUAGCGGACGUUUGUGAAGCAAAUUAGGCUAAUUUAAUCGACUAAAUUUACAUAUUGAUCAGACUCGAUGGACGUUUGAACACUAAACAUUUUGUGUCGAGUGUUUUAUUGUUAAAAUUCAUGUCGUUUUUAACCAGACGUGUGCAUAUGUGUGUUACAGCUUUACAAAUUGUCAAAAGUGAAGGAAGUAAAAAGCUUCAAAAGGCAGAAUUGCUUUGUUGGCUAUCUGUCAAGCUGAACAACUUCACGUUUAGUGAGGACAGAAGAAGUCAUGUUAAUAGAGUAAAAAAUAAGAUAGUGUAAAGUACAAUUAGGUACUGUUUGCGUGACUAUGAAAAAAAGACUGGAGAUAAAAUGGCGGACGAGACUCCUGCGUCGUAAAGUUGAAAUCGCGUAAGUCAAGUACGUUGUAAUUCGGGGACUACCUAUAUUUAGAAGUAGUACACUAUGUAUUGAUGCAUGUUUUUCUUAGUGGAUCUGCUCAGAGUCAAAUCAUAGCCUUCAUAAUGUAUUGACGGGACGCGGGGGCCUGCAUUGUGGCGAGGCGGUCAAAAGUGGCCGAGUGGAAUCACAGACAAAGCUUUUUUCGUUGAAAAUUCUUGUGAAUAAGUGCUUGAAUCCCAGAAUUCUUUAUAUACAUGGACAUAAAACAGUCUCGAUUCUUGGUUAAAAGCAAAAUAUGGUGCAGUUAGCAUUUAUUUUACGAGAAUAUGUCGAAGUACAAUGCUAGUCUGUCAGUAAAUGUAGCUAGCGGCCGUUUUGUGUAAACAGAGCUUUUCUGGUGAAAAUUCUUGUGAAUAAAUGCUUAAAUCCCCAAAUUCUUAAUAGAUAUGGACGUAAAACAUUCUCGAUUCCUGGUUAAAAGCGAAAAAAAAAGGUGCGGUUAGCAUUUAUUUUACGAAAAUAUGUUGAAGUACAAUGCUAGUCUGUCAGUAAAUGUAGCUAGCGGCCGCCUUAUGUAAACAGAGCUUUUCCGGUGAAAAUUCUUGUGAAUAAAUGCGUAAAUCCCCAAAUUCUUCAUAGAUAUGGACGUAAAACAGUCUCGAUUGUUAGUUAAAAGCAAAAAAAAAAAAGUGCAAUUUUCAUUUAUUUUACGUAAAUAUUUCAAAGUACAAUGCUAGUCUGUUAGUGAAUGUAGCUAACGGCCGCCUUAUGUAAACAGAGCUUUUCCAGUAAAAAAUUUUUGUGAAUAAGUGCUUAAAUCCCCAAAUUCUUUAUAGAUAUGGACGUAAAACGGUCUGGAUUCUUGGUUAAAAGCAAAAAAAAAAAACGUGCAGUUUGCAUUUAUUUUACGUAAAUAUUUCGAAGUACAAUGCUAGUAUGUCAGUAAAUGUAGCUAGCGGCCGCCUUAUGUAAACAGAGCUUUACUGGUGAAAAUUCUUGUGAAUAAAUGCUUAAAUCCCCAAAUUCCUAAUAGAUAUGGACGUAAAACAGUCUCGAUUCUUGGUUAAAAGCAAAAAAAAAAAAAAAAGCAGUUUGCAUUUAUUUUACGUAAAUAUUUCGAAGUACAAUGCUAGUCUGUCAGUAAAUGUAGCUAGCAGCCGCCUUAUGUAAACAGAGCUUUUCUGGUGAAAAUUCUUGUGAAUAAAUGCUUAAAUCCCCAAAUUCUUCAUAGAUAUGGAAGUAAAACAGUCUCGAUUGUUAGUUAAAAGCAAAAAAAAAAAAACAAGCAGUUUGCAUUUAUUUUACGUAAAUAUUUCGAAGUACAAUGCUAGUCUGUCAGUAAAUGUAACUAGCGGCCGCCUUAUGUAAACCGAGCUUUUCCGGUGAAAAUUCUUGUUAAUAAAUGCUUAAAUCCCCAAAUUCUUAAUAGAUAUGGACGUAAAACGGUCUCGAUUGUUGGUUAAAAGCAAAAAAAAAAAAAAAAAACGGUGCAGUUAGCAUUUAUUUAACGUAAAUAUUGCGAACUAUGAUGACAAUGCAGAAGCGGCUAAUUUCUCCCAUUGAUUUUUUUCAUGUUUCAAAAUACAUGCAUGCUACAAAAAAUAUAAUAAUUACCUUGAAUCCUCGAACAAAUCACUCCUGAGACAAUCCUUCCUGUUUGUAUGUGAUACAGCUUUCGUACUUUUUCAACAGAAAUCUGGAGUUAGAUCGCUGCGUGCGUGUUUGUGAAUAGGUCCUCUUGAUGUGGGUGGCCCCCUACUUAAAUGCGAGGCGCAGUGCAUGACUGAUCUGACCCGUCAAUACCUUUAUGAAGUCUAUGGCCAAAUUCUGCAUACAAAAGUUUAAUCAUGCAAUCAAACGAUUGCCAGUCAAAUCGGAUUGGACAUCUAUCGCCGUGAAUGGAAUUGAAACGUGAUCAUACUGCAAGCUUUCUUAUGAGUAGUGUAUAUACGUAUGGUAAUAUAUAUAUAUAUACAGGUAUAUACGGUAUGAUAUACAGCAUCUAGCCUCGUAAAACUAACACAAGGGGGACGGAGUCUCGUGUAUAAAAGGGUUAACCUCUCAAAGUGUGUCUAAGCUGCACUCCCUGUUGUUGAGCACUGAAUACUUGUUCCUACCUUUCACUUUUUUAUUAGCUCACAUGGCAGUAGAUUAUGAGCUCAUAUAACAAUGCUGUCAGGCUUCAUCUGUUGUGAGUACCCGGUUUUCGCAUAAUGUUGUGUAAAUAGAGCGUCUACCAUCCCAGCAUAUUGAUGCAAAUCUUUUCGUUAUACGAUUAGGUCAAAUUCUAAAUAAACAUAAUCAAGAACAUGCUGGGGAAAAAGACUAACAUUACAGGCAUAAAUGUUGAUUAAACCUCAAAUGUGAGUGAAUGUUAUGCUAGCUUAAGCUAAUGUAUCGUUACAAAGAAGAAUUUGGAAAGUUACCAGAGAAAAUGAUUAAUGUUGCAAGAACCUCAGUGGAGUUGGCCCCACUCACACGCAAAUUUAUAAAAUUAAAAAUGAUGUCAAUCGUUUGUGCUACGUUUGUGCUUGUUGGUGCUGCUAUCGUUUUUAAGAUAUUUACAAUUCUUUUAUACAAUCUGAGGUCAACCAGCCCCACAUAUAAAAUGGCUAAAAUUGGUGUCAAUUGUUUAUGCUUUGUUUGCCCUGUAAAAAGUGCUGCUAUCGUUUUAUAGAUAUUGAGAUAUUAAUUUUGAGUGAUGACGUCACCCAGCCCCCCAUUUAUUGCAAAAUAGACCCGAAAUGGUGCCAUUUGUUUAUGCAACGCUUGUGCUGUGAGUAAAUUUGUUUGUGCUAUGGUUUUAUAGAUAUUGAGAUUAGUGCGGCAACCACUAAUCACUUAACUUGAGUAAUUCGAUUAGAAAAAAGGUUAAAGAAUUAAAUUUUGCCGCGUCAGGUAUUCGUUUAAUUAAAGUGGCGUUGUAAUUAGGGUUGUUCCGAUCAUGUUUUUUCGCUCCUGAUCCUAUCCCGAUCGUUUUAGUUUGAGUAUCUGCCGAUACCGAUAUUUCCCGAUCCGAUUGCUUUUUUUUGCUCCCGAUUCAAUUCCAAUCAUUCCCGAUAAUUUUUCCCGAUCAUAUACAUUUUGGCAAUGCAUUAAGAAAAAAAUGAAUAAAAUUCAGACGAAUAUAAACAUUCAACAUACAGUACAUAAGUACUGCAUUUCUUUAUUAUGACAAUAAAUCUUCAAGAUGGCAUUUACAUUAUUAACAUUCUUUCUGUGAGAGGGAUCCACGGAUAGAAAGACUUGUAAUUCUUAAAGGAUAAAUGUGACUUUGUAUAUUGUGACUAAAUAUUGCCAUCUAGUGUAUUUGUCGAGCUUUCAGUAAAUGCUACUGAAGCCAUUUAACUUUGGCCCAAAUGCAUCUGCCCAAAUGCAUGAUGGGAAGUGCAACCAUGACUGUGUGUCGUGGUACCAAUUGAUAUAUCUUCUCUGCGUUGGGAAAUAACAUAGGGUGAUAAGAAAAAGAUCAACUACUACCAUUCUUCCCCACAUUGCUUCCCAAAGGCUGCCUAAAUUCACUCUAAUCAUUUUUUACGCUGCCUUAUAGUUUUAUAUACUGUGUGGGUAAAUCGGCGCCAUUAUAGAUUGAACGCGACAAUGCGUGAGUGGGUCGUGCAGCGCUUGCGUUAAAUAUUGUACCGUGAUAAGUGUAAAAUAUAUAAAUUCUCACUGUUAACGCGAUAAAUUUGAUAACCCUACCUUAAGCUUAAACUAAAGACUCUGGAAGAGUGUAACACAUUAUGUCUGUAACGUUAAAUACAAUUAGAAAACGAUUUAAUUAAAAAAAAAAUAUAUAUUAAAAAAAGGCAUGUCCGAUAUUUUUUUGCCGAUUCCGAUACUUUGAAAAUGACGUGAUCGGACCCGAUCGAUCGGGACAUCUCUAGUUGUAAUGGUUUGUUUUGAAAGUGCUUGCAUUUAGUUUUAUUCAUAUGGGUGGAUACACUGUCCUCUAGUGGCGAAUGUGACAUAACUCAUUUCAUAUGGCUGAAUCCAGCUGCUUCCUGUUAAGACCAAUAUAAGCUAAAUUUUUGUUUGAGCUAAUGUUUUUUUUAAUGCAUUCUUAAUUUAGUUUAUAGGUAUAUUUAGCCAUUUUUUGUGGGAAUAUGUGUUUGAACCAUUUGUUAAGAGCAUUGUAAAAAAACAACAACAAAACGUUAGCAUUUUGUAGCAUUUAAACUAGCGAACUUUUGCUAUGUAAGUAAGCCAAUUGUUCUAUGGUUGUACUUAGAUCCUCAUUUCUUUACUUUAUACCGUUUCGUACCGUUUUUAUGUCUCUUAUCCGAUUACUCUUAUUCGAACUAAUUAGUUCAUCGAUUAAUCGACUACUAAAAUCCAACUCGCUGCUGACGGAGCGUACCAACUCUCUCAGUAACAGAGGGGUGCUGAAUAAUUAGCGCAAACAUAGCACAAAUAAUUGGUAAACGGGGGAGCGGGGGGCUGAGAUACUAAUUUCGAGUGAUUACGGGACACCCCAAUUUACUGCAAAAUGGACCUGAAGGAGUACCAUUAGUUUGUGCUACAUUUACGCUAGUUGUUGGGACACCCCUCUGUUAAAUAUCGUAAAAACGAUAGCAGCACAAAUGAAACUUUUUACAGCACAAAUGUAGCACAAACGAUUGACAUCAUUUUUAUAUCAAUUUUCGUCCGAUGGGGGGGCCAACUUCACGUAAGUGUUGCAAGAAAGUAUUGAUAUUAUGAGAAAAACAUCAUGUAAUACAGUAGUGUUAUUGAUGAAAAAUACAAAAAAAUAUGUUUACAAUCAAAUAUCGUAUGGGGAAAAAUCAUUUGAGAAUCGGUACUUUAAUGCUUUUCAAUAUUUUUUGACUGCCCUUAAAUACUUUGACGGCAAAGUUACAUUGAAAAAAAUAGGAAUCUUCUGCUACUGCAAUUAAAGUUAUAUUGAUUUAAGAUUGGAAGGAAAAAAAUUCUAUCCAAGGAGAAAAAUGAGUUUUGAUACAAGUCAACGGCUACACUCAAUGGAAAAAUGACACAAUGCAAUUUAGUCUGUCUUGGUUUUUGUUUGACUUGCAUCUAGUACUCUUCGUUUGAAAUGUUACUUUCCAUGUAGCUGCUUUCAAUAUCUAAGUUCUGCACUUUUAAUAUUCGAUUGGUGUAUUAGCGUCCACUAACGAUUUAUUAUAGAGUAACUUGUGAGGUGAACCUUGUAUUUGUUUUAACUCCUGUGAAUUCAGUAUAAUCAGUCUGAAAUCAAUUUAAAAUGAAGGUUUUAUUUACCACACACAUUACCGUUUCCCAUAUGGAAUAAAGUGCACUUCUUCCACUUUAAUGGAAAUAUUCUGGAACUAAGUGAAUCUGAUUUUUUUUUUUGUUUCAUGCCAGCAAGCGAUAUUACCACUAUGUACUAUAAUUUGCUGUGACAGUGAAUGUGAUCAAUAAAAUUCUGUGUCCAAAAA
Corythoichthys intestinalis (scribbled pipefish) is the source of this 8583-nucleotide messenger RNA. Its product is annotated as spidroin-2-like. The record is from RefSeq and is a predicted model, not a curated record. The transcript is spliced from 2 exons. NCBI's taxonomy places the organism in Eukaryota, Metazoa, Chordata, Actinopteri, Syngnathiformes, Syngnathidae. Gene Ontology annotation, cellular component: membrane. Bases 331 to 1962 code for a protein of 543 amino acids. Gene Ontology annotation, biological process: protein homooligomerization.